Molecule: messenger RNA, 582 nt
Organism: Rhizophagus irregularis DAOM 181602=DAOM 197198
Lineage: Eukaryota; Fungi; Glomeromycota; Glomeromycetes; Glomerales; Glomeraceae
Source: RefSeq, a predicted model, not a curated record
AUGGAACAAUUAAAACAAAGAGGAGAAGGGAGUAGUAACGUGCAACGAGCUACACAAGCAUCACAAGCAUUACCAAAUAAAAUCAGAAAUCCAAUUACACAGCUACUUAAGGGAGUUGGAUAUUUAGUAUAUGUUCGCAUGCCAACAUGGGUACAACAUAUAUUGAAUCGAGCUUAUGAAAUUGCCUCGGGAUAUAAAUUUCUUGUCGAUUUUUCUGCAGUAUUUUCAUUAUUAUUUGCCAUGCCAUUUACUAUUUUUCUUAUAUGGUCGAUUGGUUCUUUGGUAGUUACAAUGGUCUUAUGGGCAUUUGCUUAUGCUGCUAUUAAUGGAUUAUCUAUCGGCAUAGGUCUAUUGUGUAUCUCACCCGUGUUCGUGACGUUAUUAUUUAUAACAUUCUGUAUUACCUUGGUUAUAACAAUUAUUAGAUUGAUUAGUUAUGGAAGUUCUUUUGUUUAUAAAUACAUUUCAUCAUUUCUUCAAAAUCGAGUGGAUUCAGAUCUUUACAAAGAGGAUGCUAGACUACGAUCAACCCGUAAUGUUAGAUUUUACGAUGAAAGGAGAGAAGAAUGCCCAUCUAUUUAA